Molecule: messenger RNA, 1397 nt
Organism: Danaus plexippus (monarch butterfly)
Lineage: Eukaryota; Metazoa; Arthropoda; Insecta; Lepidoptera; Nymphalidae
Exons: 1
Coding region: 137-430 (97 amino acids)
Source: RefSeq, a predicted model, not a curated record
CUGACACUCCUGUCUACAAGCGUCGAAUCUUCAUUCGCUUGUGCGACAAUCACAGGACUGGUCACGCUAGGUGCAUCUAGUCAUAUAAAUUGACAAAGAGAAUUCGUUUUGUGCGUAUAUUUUAUAAACAGAUAAAAUGAGCGGCCGUCUGCUGUUGGCGUUUAUAUUGUUCAGCGUGAUCGGGAUCGCAGAAAUGAAGUCGAAAAAGAAAAUAGAUUAUGCGACGGAGGAAGAAUUAACUUUGCAAAAAAAGGAAACAACGCCUGUUGAUUUCACGAGGCUGCUGGUGAUGAGGGUUUUUUACGGACUGGCGAGGAUAAUGGGCUUAGAAGAACAGGUUGCUGAAGUGCUGAACGGAGCUUUGGUGCCUCCUGGUGCUGAUGAUGAUGAUGAUUUCGACGACAAUGAUUCAGUUUUUGCUGAUUACUAGCGGUACACGCCCUUAACGCUUCUAGUGUUAAUAGUAAUGAACUGAUUUUUAUUAUUUAUAACAUAAAAUAUACCAAAUAAUGGUUGCAUUUAUUAAAGAACCAAUAACUUGUAUUAUUUAUUUAAAGCAUCAAAGUGCAUAGAAAUAGUGAGAAAGGGGGCUUGAGAACUUUUUAAAUAUAACAGUGUAUUUAAUAUGUGUAACUUAUGUGUAUUUAAUAAUUAAUGUACCUGGUAGAUUUGUAGUAUUUAUUUUAAUCUAAGAACACUUUGUAAAUAAAAUAAUUAACACCUUCUUUUGUUUUUAUAAUAUAUAACCGGACCGGUACAACAGCGAAAAAUCAAAUUAAGAUCAAAGUAAACUCCUUAAGAUCAGGUAAGGCCUUUUUCAUAGUGAGACAUAAAAAAGCGAAAUUGUAAUAUGACACCAGCGGUGAUUAAGUAUAUAUAUAUUGUUAAUAAUAUUUAAGAAUGAUUAAUUGUUUUGCUAUUUUUAUUGUCCACAAUAUUUAUAUUCAGAUAUCUAAUUGAAAUUUCGUGAUUUGUUCAACAUAAAAUGUUUAUAUAGAUAAUAAAAUGUCCAUUAAAAUUUACGUGAUGUAUAAAAACAAUGUAACAUAAAAAAAAAUCUAAACGAGUGCAAAAUGUGCGAAGAAAUCUAUAAAAAUUGGUCACGUUAUCUUAAUAUCAUGCAUCCACGAUAUCCAGCCAAUGUUAUUAUAGCUAUAUUUUUUUAUAUAAUUGACAGCAUAAUUACCGUUACUAACCGAUCGUUCUCUCAGUGAAAGUAAUGCUAUUGAAGCGAAACGUGACUUCAUCUUAAUAAAUAUACGUUACGAAAAAAUAUGUCGCUGGUUUAAUAUGUUGUGGAUAAAGAACAAGGCGAAAAAAAUUUGUGUAAAUUUUUUUUAUUAUUAUUUAUAGAUUAUUAAAAUAAGUUUUUAGAAUAAUUAAAUUUUUACCAAGUA